CGGCAUCUGAAAAGUAUUUUCAAUCGGACAGAGCGAGAGACAAAGACACCGAGAGAAAUUAGAGAGGGCGAGCGGGAGGCAAAUCGGAUUAGCAGAACGCAGUUUAUCCAAGCAGCAGUUUCACUACGAUCUAGAUGGAUGCGUGGAGGCGCACUCGUGCUUUUGUGCUUAACUCUUUUUAACCUAACUCUAACGAGAAGCGCAACUUCUGCCUUUCUAGCCUACGAAUACUUUGGACAUAACGUUUUGGUUUCAAUUCGGUAGAGUAGGCUAACGGGGAGUAGGUAUGAAACUCGGACCAAACGUGUAGUCUGUUGAUGUUUUUGCUGUUCUCGUCGUAAACUGGGGCAAAAUGGAUUAUAACCCAUGUGUAGCCUAAUAUUACGCGGAGUUGAUACCCGGACAGAGGACUCAACGGUUUGAAACAUUACAUGUCCUUUUCUAGGGGAGCGCAUGAUGCUGGAAUAUCCGGGUAGAAUAUCCCGGUGUGGCAGGAACUCGCUUGGUUUGACCGAAUCAUGUUUUUUUAUCAAGUCAUCCAUUUGUCUAUUACUUUUCAACUUUGAGAAGUUGGACUCUCGGCGUUGAUGUUGGUGAAGUCCUCGCCGGCGUCCCACCACCAGCGUUCCUUCCCCCCGAGGACACUGUCUUAGGGGGUUAGAUGGUGCUGAUCACCGACGACAGGGAUGGAGGAGGCUCCUCUUCUGUUCGAGUUAAACCGCUUCAGCAGAGUCCUAAAGCCGCCGCACAGGUCCACCCGGCCAUAGCCGAGGAACCACCGUCCUUCUCGGAUGAUGACUACCUGGGAUCCUGCGAGUCCGAGGGAGAGGAUGACGACUUUGAAGAAUAUGACAACUUUGAGGACUUUCCGGAUACAAGGAGUAUUGUGUCGGACGAUUCGUUCUACCCACCGGACGAUGUUUUCGCGGACUCGGAACGGUCACUAUCUCCAGACAGUCCUGAGCCGCUGUCGUUCUUUCAAGCGUGCCGCACAAACAACGCAACGAUUGUCCGGCUCAUGAUAAGACAAGGCGUUAGAGAGGAGGAAGUUAGAGAGAUGGAUAAAAAUAACAGGACAGGAUUGAUGGUGGCGUGUUACCAGGGCUACGUGGACGUGGUCAUCGCUCUGUCUCAGUGUCCUCACCUGGAUGUGAACUGGCAGGACCACGAGGGAAACACCGCCCUCAUCACUGCCGCACAGGCAGGACACAUCAUGAUCAGUAACUACCUGCUGAACUACUUUUCUGGGCUGGACGUAGAGAGGAGGAACUGUCACGGCUUCACGGCUCUCAUGAAGGCAGCCAUGCAGGGGAGAGUGGAGUGCGUUUGCGCCCUGAUGAUGGCAGGAGCGGACGCGUACGCCAGGGAUUUCGGGAGGGGCCUGACCCCGAGGGAGUGGGCGUGGUUCACGGGCAGGUACGACACGGCGUGGGUGAUGACGCGCCUGCAGACGCGGCCCUGCCCGCACCAGAUGUGUGACGCCUACAGUCCAGAGUGGCCUCACCUCGCCGCCCUGGUGGCCAAAGCCAAGGAGCCGCGUGGUUGUCUCAAGCGUCUGUCCGACACGGUCCGCGGCGCUCUCAACUUCGCCAACGUCACCGAGCCCACGGAGGACGGCGUCCUCGACCACCUGGUCACCGUGACGACAGCCCUGGGGAGCCCCUUCGUGGCCGUGGCGUGUCGCACGGUGUGCCCCGACAGCCCGCCGUGCGUGGGCAGACGCCGCCACGCCGUCCCCGAGAUCCUCCGGCGCCAGCGUGCCAAGGAGCUCCACGCCCUCAACCCCGAGCGGAUCGACCACCACCACAAACUCUUCCAGAACGCCCGCGUCACCCUGCUGCCCAGGCCCCCUCGCGACCGCCGGGCCAGCCUGCAGGCGCAGUCCCUCAGCCCCAGCGCCUCCAACCCCAACCUGGGCCUCCUGGCAGCCAGCUCCUCCCAGGCCCUGCGUAGAACCAGCCUGCUGCCCCUCAACAUGGUGAGGCGGAGCAGCGUGCGCCCGGGCCUGUCCGUGCCCAAGGUGCGGAUCUGCAAGGCGCCCACGCCCACCUACGAGCCGGAGCGGGUGAGGAGGAAGAGCAGCGCCAAGGAGGGGAACCACCUGCUCCAGAUCCCCAAGUGGAGGUACAAGGAGCUGAAGGAGGAGAGGAAGAAAGCAGAAGAGGCAGAGCGGAGGAGGCUGGAGGCCGCCACCAAGAAACACCUGGCUGCCGGGAAGAGGAAAUGACAUCACGAGGAAGCACAAGGAAAGAGGUGACCAGGACAUAGGACUAGAGGGUCUUUGAUACUUGAAACGCUUAUUCGAUAACUUAUUUGGGGUAUUUAUUCCCGUUGAUUUUGUUCUUCCUCUCGUUUUUAUAAAUGUGCUUUAUUUUGUACUGCUUAUGAUUCAGGGGAUCAGAAAGAUGUUUUUGGAUACAAUCCGUCGUCUUGAUCAAGGAAACCUGUUUGGUGAGCUGCUUUCCUGUUGGUUUACACUCCAGUGUGAGAGUGUGGAGGGUAGAUUUCCAGGACAAGGGUGGAAAGCCCCUGUCUUGACUCUGAGGUUAAAAACACAAACAAUCACUGAGAAGUGAACAGAAACAGAUAUACCUGUAUCGAACUCUAACACUCGUAAAAUAGUCGAUCAAAAAGCAUGUUGAAUUGAAUUAAUGUGCUUGGGGUUCUGUCUUUAAAACAAGAACUGAACAUUCCUGUAUGUCAUAUUGACUGAAAGUGAAAGAUAAGCUUAAAGACUAGUAACUUUUACCUGAGCAAUAACUAUUGUUUUUAUUUUGUAUCUCGCUUUAAUAUUAUAAUAGCAGCUAUUUUCUCCGCAUUUUUUAAAGAGCAAUCGUAUGAAUGUAUUUUGCAUCUAGAAUGUACCUAAUCAGGCAUUUUUUUUAGAUACGAAGAUGGCUUUUAUUUUCUACUACAAUAUAUUUUAUUUUGACACUUAAAAUGUGAAAUGUAUUUUUCUUAAUUAAAAAUGCAUUCCAAUGCUACACACUGUUGUAAUCAUACACUAUAUCUACUGUUGGAUUUUGGGAGACAACUGGAAUUAUAUUCUAACUGUUUAUGUUAUUACUGUAAUGUCAUAACUGUACAUACUAGCUGUACGUUAUAACUGUUUACAUUAUGAUGUUAUAACUCUUUACGGUACAGCUCAGUGGGAUUCUACUCUGGCGUUAAUAAAUAUUGUAAAACGGCUUGUUUUACUUUGGA
Molecule: messenger RNA, 3204 nt
Organism: Osmerus eperlanus (European smelt)
Lineage: Eukaryota; Metazoa; Chordata; Actinopteri; Osmeriformes; Osmeridae
Gene: ankrd33ba
Product: ankyrin repeat domain 33ba
Exons: 6
Coding region: 662-2227 (521 amino acids)
Molecular function (GO): protein binding
Source: RefSeq, a predicted model, not a curated record